AUGCUGUGAUCACAAAGGCAGCCCCUGGAGCUUCUCCGGGCAGAAGAGGAGGUGGGCCGGACUGUCAAAGAAAGUGGCUGGCUUCCGUGGGCAAUCCGAGGUUCCUAGUGGCCCUCUGCAGAAAGCUGAACUCCCAGUUCCCCCAGGCCUCCGUCCCGCGGCGGACUCCUAGGCUUCCUCCCUGUCGCCGCCAGCCCCUCGCUCUCCCCGUCUUCCGCCCGCACUCUCUGGGCAGGGCUGCGGCCAGGACCCGCCCCCGCGUCCCGCCCGACCCUCCGCCAGGGGUCACUUCCCCUGUCCAGGUUUCAGCUUCCACAUGUGUCAAGCGGCUGGCUCAGCCCAGAGUCCCUGUCUCCCGCCCGCCGGCCCGAGCCGCCGCCCCUCCCCCGCCUCCCGUGCUCCCGGGACAAUCCUCGCCUUGUCUGUGGCGCCGGCAUCUGGAGCUUUCUGUAGCCUCCGGAUACGCCUUUUUUUCAGGGCGUGGCCCCAGCCAAGCUGCUCCCCGCGGCGGCCGCACAGCAACCCGAGCGCCCCCUUUCCGGAGCUCCCCUCCGGAGCUGGGAUCCAGGCGCGUAGCGGAGAUCCCAGGAUCCUGGGUGCUGUCUGGGCCCGCUCCCCACCAUGACCUCCUCGGGGCCUGGACCCCGGUUCCUGCUGCUGCUGCCGCUGCUGCUGCCCCCUGCGGCCUCAGCCUCCGACCGGCCCCGGGGCCGAGACCCGGUCAACCCAGAGAAGCUGCUGGUGAUCACUGUGGCCACAGCUGAAACCGAGGGGUACCUGCGUUUCCUGCGCUCUGCGGAGUUCUUCAACUACACUGUGCGGACCCUGGGCCUGGGAGAGGAGUGGCGAGGGGGUGAUGUGGCUCGAACAGUUGGUGGAGGACAGAAGGUCCGGUGGUUAAAGAAGGAAAUGGAGAAAUACACUGACCGGGAGGAUAUGAUCAUCAUGUUUGUGGAUAGCUACGACGUGAUUCUGGCCGGCAGCCCCACAGAGCUGCUGAAGAAGUUCGUCCAGAGUGGCAGCCGCCUGCUCUUCUCUGCAGAGAGCUUCUGCUGGCCCGAGUGGGGGCUGGCGGAGCAGUACCCUGAGGUGGGCACGGGGAAGCGCUUCCUCAACUCUGGUGGAUUCAUCGGUUUUGCCACCACCAUCCACCAAAUCGUGCGCCAGUGGAAGUACAAGGAUGAUGACGAUGACCAGCUGUUCUACACACGACUCUACCUGGACCCAGGACUGAGGGAGAAACUCAGCCUUAAUCUGGAUCAUAAGUCUCGGAUCUUUCAGAACCUCAACGGGGCUUUAGAUGAAGUGGUUUUAAAGUUUGAUCGGAACCGUGUGCGUAUCCGGAAUGUGGCCUACGACACGCUCCCCAUUGUGAUCCAUGGAAACGGUCCCACUAAGCUGCAGCUCAACUACCUGGGAAACUACGUCCCCAAUGGCUGGACUCCUGAGGGAGGCUGUGGCUUCUGCAACCAGGACCGGAGGACACUCCCGGGGGGGCAGCCUCCCCCCCGGGUGUUUCUGGCCGUGUUUGUGGAACAGCCUACUCCGUUUCUGCCCCGCUUCCUGCAGCGGCUGCUACUCCUGGACUAUCCCCCCGACAGGGUCACCCUUUUUCUGCACAACAAUGAGGUCUUCCAUGAGCCCCACAUCGCUGACUCCUGGCCGCAGCUCCAGGACCACUUCUCAGCUGUGAAGCUCGUGGGGCCGGAGGAGGCUCUGAGCCCAGGCGAGGCCAGGGACAUGGCCAUGGACCUGUGUCGGCAGGACCCCGAGUGUGAGUUCUACUUCAGCCUGGACGCUGACGCUGUCCUCACCAACCUGCAGACCCUGCGUAUCCUCAUUGAGGAGAACAGGAAGGUGAUCGCCCCCAUGCUGUCCCGCCACGGCAAGCUGUGGUCCAACUUCUGGGGCGCCCUGAGCCCCGAUGAGUACUACGCCCGCUCCGAGGACUACGUGGAGCUGGUGCAGCGGAAGCGAGUGGGUGUGUGGAAUGUACCAUACAUCUCCCAGGCCUAUGUGAUCCGGGGUGAUACCCUGCGGAUGGAGCUGCCCCAGAGGGACGUGUUCUCGGGCAGUGACACAGACCCGGACAUGGCCUUCUGUAAGAGCUUUCGAGACAAGGGCAUCUUCCUCCAUCUGAGCAAUCAGUAUGAAUUUGGCCGGCUCCUGGCCACUUCCCGAUACGACACGGAGCACCUGCACCCCGACCUCUGGCAGAUCUUCGACAACCCCGUCGACUGGAAGGAGCAGUACAUCCACGAGAACUACAGCCGGGCCCUGGAAGGGGAAGGAAUCGUGGAGCAGCCAUGCCCGGAUGUGUACUGGUUCCCACUGCUGUCAGAACAAAUGUGUGAUGAGCUGGUGGCAGAGAUGGAGCACUACGGCCAGUGGUCAGGCGGCCGGCAUGAGGAUUCAAGGCUGGCUGGAGGCUACGAGAAUGUGCCCACCGUGGACAUCCACAUGAAGCAGGUGGGGUACGAGGACCAGUGGCUGCAGCUGCUGCGGACGUAUGUGGGCCCCAUGACCGAGAGCCUGUUUCCCGGUUACCACACCAAGGCGCGGGCGGUGAUGAACUUUGUGGUUCGCUACCGGCCAGACGAGCAGCCGUCUCUGCGGCCACACCACGACUCAUCCACCUUCACCCUCAACGUUGCCCUCAACCACAAGGGCCUGGACUAUGAGGGAGGUGGCUGCCGCUUCCUGCGCUACGACUGUGUGAUCUCCUCCCCGAGGAAGGGCUGGGCACUCCUGCACCCCGGCCGCCUCACCCACUACCACGAGGGGCUGCCAACGACCUGGGGUACACGCUACAUCAUGGUGUCCUUUGUCGACCCCUGACACUCAACCACUCUGCCAAACCUGCCCUGCCAUUGUGCCUUUUUAGGGGGCCUGGCCCCCAUCCUGGGAGUUGGGGGAUGGGUCUCUCUGUCUCCCCACUUCCUGAGUGCAUGUUCUGCAUGCCUGAACUGAAUAUGUCACCUUGCUCCCAAGACAUGGCCCUCUCAGGAAGCUCCCGGAGUCCCCGCCUCUCUCCUCCGCCCACAGGGGUUCGUGGGCACAGGGCUUCUGGGGACUCCCCGCGUGAUAAAUUAUUAAUGUUCCGUAGCCUCACUCUGAAUAAAGGACAGUUUGUAA
Molecule: messenger RNA, 3135 nt
Organism: Gorilla gorilla gorilla (western lowland gorilla)
Lineage: Eukaryota; Metazoa; Chordata; Mammalia; Primates; Hominidae
Gene: PLOD3
Product: procollagen-lysine,2-oxoglutarate 5-dioxygenase 3
Exons: 19
Coding region: 622-2838 (738 amino acids)
Biological process (GO): peptidyl-lysine hydroxylation
Cellular component (GO): endoplasmic reticulum
Molecular function (GO): L-ascorbic acid binding; procollagen glucosyltransferase activity; procollagen-lysine 5-dioxygenase activity
Source: RefSeq, a predicted model, not a curated record